This is a messenger RNA of Daphnia pulex (common water flea), 1875 nucleotides long. RefSeq names its product probable aminopeptidase NPEPL1 (gene grsm). NCBI's taxonomy places the organism in Eukaryota, Metazoa, Arthropoda, Branchiopoda, Diplostraca, Daphniidae. Gene Ontology annotation, molecular function: metalloaminopeptidase activity; manganese ion binding. The coding region runs from base 123 to 1703 and encodes 526 amino acids. The record is from RefSeq and is a predicted model, not a curated record. Gene Ontology annotation, biological process: proteolysis. The transcript has 14 exons. Gene Ontology annotation, cellular component: cytoplasm.
AUCAUAGCUCAGAGAAAAGUCAUCCGUAGUGAGCGUUGGAUUUUUUUGAACGGUUUUCUCUUACACUAUCGGUCAGAACUCAGAAGCUUAAUAGAUAUUCUGAUAAGAUAACAAUAGAAGCAAUGGCGGGUGUCAAACUUAAGUUUUCGUCCAUUCUUUCUCCAUCAGAUCCAAUCACUAAUCCUGUUGUUAUAAUUGGUACACCAAAAAAUCUUGCCAAAAUCAGCUACAAUGAUAUGUCUACAAAGUUUGGAGGAAGGGUGACAGAAGAUGUUUUCUCUUCAGCCUUGAAUUCAGUACAGUCAAGUCCAGAUGUGUGCCCAUUAUACUUGAAUUCUGCUACCAUAUCUCCUCUUCCAGGGAAAUGUAGCAGGCACAAUGCACCAUCAAGAUCACAUGCAAUCACAAAGUGUGUGCGCUCAGCAGCUACAUCAGGAAAGGACAACUUCAUUGUUAUAAUUUGUGAAAAGCAAGAUGUUUUUCCCUCUGCAACAGCAGUUGCUCGAGCUUACCCACUUUAUUCAAGAAAGACAAACUUAUCAAGCAAAUUGGGAGCUACUAGUGCAGAAAAAGUGCCCAUCACAGUAUCAGUGGAAUACUUUUUGCUUGACAAUGCCAUUCCUUUGACAGAGGAUGAAUGCAUAAUGUUGGAAAGAGCUGCAGAAUCUGUACGGCUUACCGCUCGUAUCGUUGAUACUCCAUGCAAUGAAAUGAACACUGACCAUUUCCUCGAGGAAAUCGGAAUAGUUGCCAAAGAGUUAGGGAUUGAGCCGUUCAUCAUCCGUGAUAAAGAACUUGAGCGUAAAGGAUUUGGUGGUAUUUAUGGAGUCGGAAAGGCUGCACCCAACCCACCAGCUCUUGUCGUUUUAAGCCAUUUGCCUAAGGGAGCAACGAAAACUAUUGCGUGGGUCGGUAAGGGAAUCAUGUACGACACAGGUGGAUUAUCCAUCAAGGGCAAGACAGCGAUGCCGGGAAUGAAGCGCGACUGUGGCGGAGCCAGUGGGAUUUUAGGCGCUUUUCGACUGGCUGUGCUCACUGGAUUUAAGGAAAAUUUGCACGCUGUAUUUUGCUUGGCAGAAAAUUCUGUUGGCCCGCUUUCGACGAGACCCGACGAUAUCCACACUCUUUAUUCGGGUCGAACUGUUGAGAUCAAUAACACGGAUGCAGAAGGCCGAUUGGUUCUUGCUGAUGGUGUUUUCUACGCUCACAAAGACUUGAAGGCAGACGUUAUUUUAGAUAUGGCAACUUUGACUGGUGGACAGAGUGUUGCAACUGGCAAGCAUCACGCUGCUGUCCUAACCAACAACGAGCACUGGGAAAAUGCGUUGGUCGAUGCCGGACUGGUUUCUGGUGAUUUGACGUUUCCCAUUCCCUUCUGUCCGGAGUUCCAUUUCUCUGAGUUCAACUCAGCUGUGGCAGACAUGAAAAAUUCCGUCGCUGAUCGCAGCAAUGCGUUGUCAUCAUGUGCUGGACUGUUUAUUUUAGCCCAUCUUGGAUUUGAUUAUCCUGGAGUAUGGAUGCACGUAGAUAUGGCCGCACCGGUUCAUUGUGGAGAGAGAGCAACGGGCUAUGGUGUAGCUCUGUUGGUAUCCCUUUUUGGUCAGUAUAGCAACAGCGCAUUGCUUCAAAAUAUUGGUCCAGUCUUGGAGGAGUCGGCUGAUGAUCGAAAUGAAAACGAAAGGAAGAAAAUGCGGCUGAAUUAAGCUGGGAAGAAGGAACGAAUAUGAAUUAUUACAGAGACUAGUGGAACUUAAACAUUCAUUUUUAAAGCUCAGAUAUUGGAAACCUACAUCCUCCUUCGAUCAAGUAUGAGUAGAUUGAGUACUUAAUAUCGAGUGAUUUAUUUGUGAAGUUCAUUACAUGGUUUAUUGGGAU